CGUGGCGUUAUAUAAGGCGCGGAAUAUUACUGCUUACUAAUAGUUUACAAAGUGAUUUUUAUUGUAGACAGAACGCCAUAAAAGAACAAUGAAACCACGUGUAUUGGUUACGAGUAACGAUGUGCCAACAUCUGGCAUAGAUCUCUUGCGGACGAAAUGCGAUGUCACAAUCAUUCAGACGGCUAUGCCUAAUCGAGAAGAUGUAUUGCAAGUUCUUCCUGGUCAUGAUGCUAUCUUUGUUACUGGACAUAUCAGUAUAAAUAGCGAUUUUCUUAAUAAUGCAGGAUCUUCUCUAAAAGUCGUCUCAACAAUGUCAGCUGGCUAUGACCAUUUGGAUGUUCCCGAAAUUAAAAGAAGAGGUAUCAAAGUUGGUCACACUCCUAUGGUUUUAUCAGCUGCAGUUGCAGAAAUUGCAGUACUUCUGACAUUAAAUGCAGCAAGACGAACUCAUGAAGGACGUCUAAAACUUGAACAAGGACAAGUGGCAAGAUCUUUGCAAUGGUUACUUGGUCAAGAGUUAAGAGGAUCAACAGUUGGCAUUGUUGGUUUGGGCAAUAUUGGACAAGCUAUUGUUAAACGACUGAAAGGAUUCGAUGUAGAUCGUUUCAUUUAUACCGGACAUUCUCGUAAAAAAGCAGGGGAUGAACUUGGAGCGCAUUAUGUGUCUCUUGACGACCUUCUUGCACAAAGUGAUUUCGUAAUUGUCGCUACCCCCCUAAAUAAUGAAACUAGAGGAUUGUUUAACGAUGAUACUUUUAGCAAAAUGAAAAGAAACGCGGUAUUCGUAAACAUUGCCCGUGGGCAAAUCGUAAAGACAGAUGCCUUGAUUAGAGCAUUGCGUAAUAACACAAUUUUUGCGGCGGGUCUUGAUGUUACGGAUCCUGAACCAUUGCCUCCCGAUCACGAACUUCUUAAACUUCCCAAUGCUGUGGUCAUACCUCAUUUGGGCAGUGCUACUACGAAGACACGAAAUGAUAUGUCUCUUACUGCAGCACAAAACAUUCUCAAUGGAUUAGAGGGUAAGCCACUGAUAUAUGAAUUGUAACUAAUAUGUUCUAUUGCAUGUAUGAAGUAUAAACUUUUAUUACAUAAUUUAAGACUAUAUAUUUGUUUGAAGUAAUAUAAUGAUACAAUGA
This is a messenger RNA of Bombus huntii, 1136 nucleotides long. RefSeq names its product glyoxylate reductase/hydroxypyruvate reductase-like. The transcript is spliced from 6 exons. NCBI's taxonomy places the organism in Eukaryota, Metazoa, Arthropoda, Insecta, Hymenoptera, Apidae. Gene Ontology annotation, cellular component: cytosol. Bases 89 to 1045 code for a protein of 318 amino acids. The record is from RefSeq and is a predicted model, not a curated record. Gene Ontology annotation, molecular function: hydroxypyruvate reductase [NAD(P)H] activity; NAD binding; hydroxypyruvate reductase (NADH) activity.